Molecule: messenger RNA, 321 nt
Organism: Priceomyces carsonii
Lineage: Eukaryota; Fungi; Ascomycota; Pichiomycetes; Serinales; Debaryomycetaceae
Exons: 1
Coding region: 1-321 (106 amino acids)
Biological process (GO): base-excision repair; double-strand break repair via homologous recombination; nucleotide-excision repair
Cellular component (GO): nucleus; site of double-strand break; DNA replication factor A complex
Molecular function (GO): damaged DNA binding; single-stranded DNA binding
Source: RefSeq, a predicted model, not a curated record
AUGGAAGUAGCAAGCGUUAGGAUAGAUUCGUCCUUAUUGAACGAGAAUCAAGGAAAAGUUGUUCGUAUUAUAGGUAAAUGUGAAUCUUAUGACCCAAGCUCAUCGACGGCCACCUUUAUUAGUGGUGGACCAAUUAAUCUUAAUUUGACCACGGGAGAAAGCUUGAACGUGAAUAGUAAGUACGAAGUGAUAGGCAAGGUUGGAGCUUCGGAUCAGAAUGUUAGUGUUUAUUCUGUGAUUGAAUUAUCUGAUAAUAUCAAUCUUGAAGUGGCCGAGAAGUUAGUGAAGUAUGUUCAUAAAGUGCCCGAGCUCUUUCAUUAA